AUGGCAGAGCCGGGCAAAGUCCGGUCGUGCACCUCUCGGCCGACCAGUGCCAGUGCUUCCACCCGACCGACGAGCGCUGGAAGCGGGCGAGAAGGGUCCCCAGGUCGACCUUCACUGGCCUUGAGCCAACGUCCAACAAGUGCUGGUAGUGCACAAGAUUCUGCGGGUAGGCCAUCCAUGACAUCUCUGUAUCGGCCAACUAGCGCAAGGAGCAGGCCAGGGAGUGCCAAAAGCCAGCCCGCAUGCAGGGCUUCGCUCGAAGGCCCAGAAGGCUCUACAGCUGCGCAGGCUGCACAGGCUGCACACGUUCCAGCUCGAGGCGAGUCUCCAACAAGAGGCGGUCGGCUUUUGGGCCCGCAUUCGCUGGAGAGCACAGUCACGCAAGGUGCUGACUAUGGCCGUCGUGCGCUUGAAGAAGAGCUGCAGCAGCCAGUCCUGACGCCAAUACCCAAUUCGAUUGCAACUUCCUUGGAAAAGCAACUAGGAACCGCAAUAGGCUUAAAGGGCAGAAAUCGCCUGGUUCCUCGUUUACCGCGGGACGUGGUACAUUGCCUCCAUGGACAGAGUUGUUGCUGGCGUUGGCUGGCCAGAGCAGCCAUGGAAGAGGCGUCUGGAAGCAGCUUUGCCAGCAUGAGCCUUGCAGACAGCAUCGCGAUGAUCAAGCAGGAGCUCCUGCAGCUCAGGGAGGAACAUGCCAUCAAAGAAGCAGAGCGGGGCCGUGCUGAGGCAGCCGAAGAGAACCUGGCUUCUUUGAAGGCACAGCUGGCAGCGACAAAAGUGGACCACAAAGAGUUCAGGGCCCUUGAGCGAGCUCAAGGGCAGUUGCAAGAAGAAGCUGCAUCCUUGCGAAUAUCUGCCGGUAGUCUUUCAGCUCAGCUGGAAGUCCAGAAAAAGGAGGCUGCCCGAGAACUGGCAGCCGUGCGCGGCAAGGCCGAUGCAGAAGUGUCAGCUUUGCGACUCAGAGCUGAAAAGGCAGAGACCGAGCUGGCCAAAGUACAGGUAGCGGAAAGUGAGCUCCGUCAGAGAGUGGCAGAGCUGAUCGAGGGAAGGGAUGCGGCAGAGAGAAAGAAGCUGUCACCGUUGGGGCCUCGCCGCUUUAAGAGUUCACGACGAAACCGAUGCUCGGCAUGGCGAACGCCACUCUCAAAACAAUGUACAUGUUCUCUUGUUUAUGAGGAAUGA
Symbiodinium pilosum is the source of this 1182-nucleotide messenger RNA. NCBI's taxonomy places the organism in Eukaryota, Dinophyceae, Suessiales, Symbiodiniaceae. The record is from the annotation of a GenBank genome assembly.